CUAUAUGCUUGUAGCCAUGCAGGAUUGUUACAAGAAGGAUGGAGUAAUUUUACAACCAUGGUACACAAAUACUUGAUCACCCCAACGAUGGAGCAUUACACGUGCAUGGUUGAUCUCCUUGCUCGAGCUGGGCAUCUCGAGGAGGCUCAUGACUUCAUAGAGAGGAUGCCAAUAAACCCGGAUGCAAAGCUUCUCACAGCAUUUCUCAGCUCAUGUUGUCAUCACAAGAAUGUAGAGCUAGCUAGGACUGUUGGGCAGAAACUACUUCAGUUACAACCUCAGGAAGCAGGAGCCUACAUCUCACUGUCAAACUUUUAUGGACUUGUUGGGGACUUGGAAGGUGUUGCCAAUGUGAGAAGGCUGAUGUUAGAAAGGGGAAUAAGGAAAGAGAAGGCCUGUACUUGGAUUGAAAUUAGCCGAAAAGUUCAUAGCUUUGAAUCAGGAGACAGGUCUCAUCCUGAUUACCUAAAGAUCUGUAAGUACUUGGAAGUUCUUAUUCAGAAAAUGAAGAACAUUGGGUAUGUCCCCGACACAAGUAUGGUGGCCCAAAAUGUGGAUGAGCUAACCAAAGAAGAGAUACUUCUUGGUCACAGUGAGAAGCUGGCCAUUGCACUUGGGCUCAUGAGCACGCAUCCCGGUACAUGCAUCUUGAUAGUUAAGAACCUUAGGGUAUGUGCAGACUGCCAUGUCUUUACAGGGUUGAUCUCAAAGAUUGAAGGGAGGGAGAUAGUUGCAAGAGAUUCCAGCAGGUUUCAUCAUUUCAAAGGAGGAGUAUGCUCUUGUGGAAACUACUGGUGAGGGCCAAAUCAAUAUUAGUGAUUGCAGUAUGAUACAACUGUUGUAUAUUUACAGAGGAGAAUGAUAGAAAAUUUUUUCUAUUCAAUAUCUAUUCGGCUUUCAUGUAGGCACACUUCAGUUUUUUACUAUUUAGAAAUAAAAUAUAUUCUUAUUUUUUCAA
Molecule: messenger RNA, 958 nt
Organism: Vitis riparia (riverbank grape)
Lineage: Eukaryota; Viridiplantae; Streptophyta; Magnoliopsida; Vitales; Vitaceae
Product: putative pentatricopeptide repeat-containing protein At3g23330
Exons: 1
Coding region: 58-798 (246 amino acids)
Biological process (GO): RNA modification
Molecular function (GO): zinc ion binding; protein binding; RNA binding
Source: RefSeq, a predicted model, not a curated record